AUGAAGUGCAUCAGCUUUUGUGCUCUUUUAUUUUGUUUUUGGACUGUGAAUGCCCGCGAAAUUGACUACAAACAAGAGUUGCAGGCGUUGAGCGACCAAAUCAAAUUGCUAAAAACUCUUCAUAUAGCUGAUGUGUCCCGUCUGAAGAAAGAAAUCGACGAACUCAAGCAGAAACCGGAGACAGCCUGCACGGAUAACCAUCAACGCAAUGAGCAGGCAACCCUGGAAUGGGCUAAGAGCUCUAUGAAAGAGCUGCGCACAGAAAUGAAGGAGUUGAGCCGCAACGUGAACAGCUCUUUGCUCCUCCACCAGCUGCAUACUAUUCGUAAUGAGUUGAAACGAGCUCUUUUGGAGACUAUGGAUCUGACUAAGCUCGCUAGGACCCAGGAGGCGAGAGUUGACAACAUGGACAGAGAAAUCGGUCGCCUCAAGCUAGAAGGUCAACAGAUGAGAAGCGUUACUGCACAUCUGCGAUCUCACUUUGGGAAGCUAGCCAAGGAGCUUAAAACUAAACAACUCGAAGAGCUUAACAUGGUAAGCUACAACGACGUCCUGGAACCGCACGAAAUCAGAGCAGGCGAGCUAAAAACCGAGCACGGUCACAAGUAUCGUCAUAACAAAAUGGUGCACGCUCAAAUCUCCCGCCUGGCUCGCAGCCAAGAUCAACUCGACGAAUAUCAACAAAAUCUACAGGCUCAAAUGCUCGAUGUGCAAAAACGACUAGAUCGCGUUGAAGAACCCAACUGGGACCUCGUUUCGGCAAGAGUUGACUUCCUCGAACUCGAAACCAAAUCUUUAAGGGAUGAGUUGAAAAAUACAUCACAAAAGUUUUCAGAUUUCGAUAAAAUACAUGCGUCUAUGCUUGAACUGCGUGAAGAUGUGGAAAGUAUUGAAAACAAAGCUGAUAAAACUAUUCCCGAAUUUAGAAAGGAGAUAUCUAAGUUGGAUGUUAGUUUUGCUCAGCUCAAUGCUCAAUCGUCUUAUUUAAAAGAAGAUCAAGAGAAUCUGCGACAGUCAGUGAAGGCUAUUGCUGUAAGCGUUAGCAAUGCUAUUGAUCGUGCCGAGAUGGAUCGCCUUGUUAUUAAGAAAAUCAAUGAAUCGAUCACUGACUUGGAAAUUAGAUCUAAACAACAUUAUUACCGCCUAAACGACCACAUACUAAAGAGUGAAGCUAACCAUCUGGAUAAGUUAACUAACGGAACUGUUGGCAUUUCUUUGCCCGAUCUUAUGGGCGAAGUUAAAGAACUGCAACCAAUCGAACGCGAAUACGAGGAUCUCGUUAGUCAGCUGCCUAAAGAUUGUUCCAGUGUAUUUGGUCUACCUGAGACUUAUCUAAUUCACCCCGGUAACCAUCCGGUGGAGACUUGGUGCGUAAACGGAAGUACCCUCCUUCAGCGCCGCUAUAACGGGACGAUUGACUUCAACCGAAAAUUCAACGAGUACGUCCAUGGCUUCGGCGACCCUGCGUCUGAAUACUGGCUGGGAUUGGAGUCGAUGCAUCGACUUACUUCAGAUAACUGUUCCUCUAUGAGGAUUGACAUGACUGAUAUUUACGGCAGCUCGUGGUAUGCUGAUUACGAAUACUUUGUAGUGGGCAGCGCUGACAGUGGCUACAUGUUGGACGUCGGUGGAUUCAGAGGAAAUGCCAGCGAUGCCUUCGAAUACCAGAACCAUAUGGAGUUUUCUACUAUUGAUCGCGACAGGGACAUCUCCAAUACGCACUGCGCUGGAAAUUACGAAGGUGGCUGGUGGUUCUCUCACUGCCAGCACGUUAACAUUAACGGAAAGUACACCCUCGGACUCACUUGGUUCGAUUCUGCUAGGAACGAGUGGAUCGCCGUGGCGACCAGCGAAAUGCGCAUGUACCGCCGAUCCGGUUGCUCUUAAGCUCUAUACUGACGAUUACAAUAUGAUAAUUACUCAAACUUAUAGUCGCACUAUCCACGUGCUUAUUAAUUAAAAUACGAAAUAAUUAUUAUAUAUCUUAAUCAUACCAAAGAUAAUCCUAGUAAAACAAUGGUACUUAAUAUUUAA
Molecule: messenger RNA, 2034 nt
Organism: Melitaea cinxia (Glanville fritillary)
Lineage: Eukaryota; Metazoa; Arthropoda; Insecta; Lepidoptera; Nymphalidae
Gene: sca
Product: protein scabrous
Exons: 6
Coding region: 1-1887 (628 amino acids)
Source: RefSeq, a predicted model, not a curated record